UGAUAUUUUCAGAAUAUAUCCCUGAUGUGGUCAGCAUCUAAGCAAAUGAUGUCCACCCAUCAGUCAUUUCUCUACUUCCUGCAAUUGAAUCUUCCUGGAGGAGUCAUCAGAUCCUCUCACUCUUGAAGACUGACAAGAAACCCCUGUGGACUCCCUAACUCUAUUGAAGUGUAAAGGAGGGGUCCUUGACACCAAGAUUUUAAAAGCCCCACUUUCAGAAUGAGCUCGGAAAACACAGGUAAAGUUAUAUUUGUUGCAGGUUCUGGAAAGCAGCAGACCAUGAAGGCAAGUAAAGGCUGAAUUUACUUAAGACUUUUUAACUAUUUUACAAAAGGCUUUACAGCUUUUGCCUAUUGUAUGUUUAAUAAGUAUUUUAGAGGAUAUUUAAACAAUAUGCCUUAAAAUAUUAGAAUCAUUUGAUAUUAGUAAAAAAAGUCACUUAUGCGAUUCAUCAUUUGGAUUAAUUAAUGAAUGUAAGUUUCUAAAUGAUUUCUUUAAAAAGAGAACUCUUCUGAAUUUAACUAAAAGGCAGGCUGGGGAAUGGGGAACCCCAUACUGAAUGUUAGAAGAGAACAUAGCACUAAGUAACGGGUUGGAAGUGUCCGGGCGUCAGGAAAGAAAGCACCAGGUCCUCCAGGCACAGAAAUGACUGUCUUCGAUCGAUGGUUUCUUGCAGGGACUCAGAAGUCUGGCGGCAACAACCUUGGCUCUUUUCCUGAUGUUUUCUUUCAUGGGAAAUUCCAGUAGUGCACCCCAGAGACUCUUGGAGAGAAGGAACUGGACUCCUCAAGCUAUGCUUUACCUGAAGGGUGCACAGGGGCGCCGCUUCAUCUCCUCCGACCAGAGUCGGAGGAAGGACCUCUCGGACCGGCCGCCGCAGGAAAGGCGAAGUCCAAAUGGCCUACUUCUAACUCUUCCAGAGGCAGCAGCUCUGCUGUUGGCUUCCUUGCAGAAGCCACAAAAAGCUAGAGAAGAGAACUUUGAUCAAACCAGAUUCCUGGAUGACAGUCUGCUAAACUGGUGAAAAUAUACCAAAUUGCAUCCAGUUACAGUUCUACUCUUGUUGAAGACAUGAACCUUGUGGAUAAAACCUGUGGACCCUUUUUACUUCAUUUGCAGUCUUAGGGAUAUGCACAACUUGCUAGUUUUAUUCUUCUAGAAACAAAAGUUAGAUAGAGCUCUUAGCUGAGGAUAUCAUUACCUUUUUUUUUUUUUAACUCAGGUCCUGUUGAGAUCAUCUUCUGUCUUACUUGUGAAUUUUUGUUCACAUUUACAAUUAUAAGACUGAAGGCUCUUUGUAGAGUUCUUUUUGUUACAACAAAUAGCCAUCUCCAUCUAAUGGUUAUUAGUUGUUGGUUUUCUCAUUCUGUCAGCAGGGAAUCUCCUCUUUUUCCCACCUCCAAGGAUGGUGAGGGGGGAAGUGUGGCAGGAUGAGAAAAAGUAGAAUGUGAUUUGCCUAGCAGUUCAUACAGGAAAAGUAAGCUGUUAUUGCAGGCCUCCACCCCCACACCUGUCAGGAAGCAGCCCUGGGACUGGAAGACUCCAGUGCAGCAGCUGAGAGAGGGCUCUUUGGUGAGGCUGGAGCAGGUUGUGGGUCCCACAGCAUGGAGCUCCCCCUUGUGCUCUCUGGGAUCUCCCUGAACUCAGUUAGAAACAGGGAACUAAAAGUUACUGGCAAAGAAGCAAACGAGACACACUCUAAUCUUCUGUACAUUGUAUGGAAAGAACAAACUGGUUCUGUAGAGGUAACCCAUUUUCCAUGGCUAAACAGACUCAAGGACAGCUUGCUCUAAUUGACUAGAACUCUAGGCUUUAUGUGACAUCAAAACAUUACAUAAAGGCACUCUGGUAAUAUAAGUGCAUGGAAAUAUGACUAAUUUGCUUCUUUCUAAAGUCAUCUUGGGUUCAUUACUAUCUGAAAAAUAUAUACACACACAUAUACCUAUUGUACAACAAGCAUGUAAUAUAUUUAUUUGUAACUACAAUAUAAACGUCAUGUUCAUUGUCUUAAUUGAAAAUUGUUACUGAUAAAUGUCAUAAGCAGAAAGUAUUAUUAACUCUUACUGUCAUCAGUAUAUAGCCAUUAUUCAGAAGCUAAACAAUAUCCUGAUGUGAAUGUCUCUGUAACUUAGAAUUAAAAUUUUACUGUGUUAAGUAAUCAAAACCCUGCUUAUAUGGUUUGUCUGUAUCUUGUUUCAUAGUUGAAUAAUGAAGUUAUAUUCAAGUUAAUAUGACAUUGAUCUCUGCCCCAAAAUAUGCUAGCAUUAAAAAAUCUAUGUGGCAUUA
This is a messenger RNA of Phyllostomus discolor (pale spear-nosed bat), 2286 nucleotides long. It is a transcript of the gene SPX, whose product is annotated as spexin hormone. Gene Ontology annotation, molecular function: neuropeptide hormone activity. Gene Ontology annotation, biological process: positive regulation of gastro-intestinal system smooth muscle contraction. Gene Ontology annotation, cellular component: cytoplasm. Lineage: Eukaryota; Metazoa; Chordata; Mammalia; Chiroptera; Phyllostomidae. The transcript has 5 exons. The coding region runs from base 719 to 1024 and encodes 101 amino acids. The record is from RefSeq and is a predicted model, not a curated record.